Caenorhabditis bovis is the source of this 4044-nucleotide messenger RNA. Lineage: Eukaryota; Metazoa; Nematoda; Chromadorea; Rhabditida; Rhabditidae. The record is from the annotation of a GenBank genome assembly.
AUGCGUAUGAAAUAUUCAUUAGUAAUACUACUGCUUCUUGGUAGUGCUUCCAAUGCGAGUAAUUUUUGUCAACACGAUGGGUAUCAAGAAGAUGACAAAUGUGUAUGUACACCAAACUUCGAUGGAGACUAUUGCGAAAAACGGAAAUGCUUUAAUUAUGGAGUUCUUGAUUCGAAAACAAAGAGCCGAUGUAUUUGUCCACCCGGAUUUCUCGGAACACAUUGUGAACCAGUGAAAUGCAUUAGCAAAGGAGAAAAUAUAUUUGGAACUCAAGUGGAUGAAAAAACGUACUUCCUGGUCACCAACGUCGAUGUUUCAAUCACCGACGACUUUACACGUCGCCAAAUUAUUGCUGCCGCAAUUGCAAAGAGGAUUCACAUUAAUGUUUUAAUGUAUACUAAUCCAAUUAAGAGCCUCGAUUUUCUUCAAAAUGUUGCUUACUCAACAAUGGGCGUUUUCGUUAAACCUAAUGAAGGUUAUAAAGAAUUCCAAAAUACAGUUGUCAAAGAACUAACGAACUUUUGGAAUCAAGACAUUGGAAUUGCCGCGGUUUUCAGUGAAAAUGUGAAAAGUCUACCAUUCAGUAGUGAUGAUGAUGUUUACAUUAGCGUGGAAACAACAUUUGGAAAACACGUCAGUAUUAGCCUUGAUACCGAAACAGUUAUCGAUUCCGAUUAUUAUCAACUUUAUAGGGUCAAUAAACCCGAAAUGGGUACUCUUAGUGUGUCAACAGAUUUACAAAGCUCAAAACCUUUAAUCUUCACAAAAGAUCGAGUGAAAUCGUUCUCAGCUUUUAUAACUGAUGAUCUCGUCGACGCUUCAUUCCCGAUCACGUUCACUAACACCGAAUACCAAUUCGUUUCUCGUUUCGAAUAUCAGAAUCAAAUUCUCGAUCACAAUCAAAUCAAUGGAAAUGUUGUUUCAUGGGCUGAAGGCGAAAUUGAAAUUGGCAAAACAUUUUUCAAUAGAAGUAAUUGCCAAUUCAAUAUCAAAAUGGAUGCAGUAUGCAAAGACAACUACGGUGCCGCUGUUCUUAAUGAAUCUGACGACCUUGACAUUUUCACUACGGAAGUUGUAAAUAAAGCAAUUGACGCCACCAAUCAUUCAUCUUCGGAUUCUAUAAGUAUUUCAAAAAUCAUUAUAAAUGCAUUAAAAAAUGCUGAACCAUUCUCAGACGUUAUUGUAGUUGUAAAUACAAAAUUCAAUACAUCGGUUAACAAAACAAUUUAUGAAGAAAUCCAGACGAAACGAGCAAGAUUUUUCGAAGCUUAUUUCACAAAGUGGGCUGCGAAUGAUGCAAUUGCAACCACUUAUGUCAAAUAUCUUGUUCCUGGAGUGAAUCUUGGCACAUUCUCAUCACAACUGUCCAAUAUUACAUUGCUAAUUACUGCUGACGUCCACAGCGGACUUGAUUUCAAUGCAAUCGUUUCUGUGGAUGAUCGAAAAUACGAGAAUUUCGACUCGUUUAACAAUUUGCAUUCUUUUGCAAUUGGCAGCUUGCAUAACUCUAGAGUAAUUUUGAGAUUUCAGAAUUCGUUAGCCGAAAAUAUUACCAUUGUGAUUCUUGGACGACGUAACUCUAACUCAGAAAAAAUUAGCCUAGCAUUUGAAGGAAAGAAUGGCCUCCAAAAUAACAUUCAGUUCAACGGAGGCUCACUUACACCUGUUAUAUGGAGCAAUGUUAACUUGGCGGCGGAACAACUCGUGAUUACUUAUGCAGACAAUUCUUCUUCCAGCAAUAUGGUUUACAAUGGAAGCAUAACAACAUCAGACUGCGAUCCAUCACAAAAUUUUACCUAUCAAGUCGAUUAUUCAUUUGAGUGCACACAGGAAGAUGCAAUAUAUUACGUAAAGGUGGGACCGUAUAGAACUUUCCCAUUCACAUGCACCUCUAUUGGUUCAUCGAAAUGUUUGAAUGGCGGAACUCAAUUGCAAAGUGAGUCCUGCGAAUGCUCUUCCCAUUGGUCAGGGCCAACGUGUGGUGUUCCAGUUUGUCAAAAUGAAGGUGAAAAUAUUUCGAAUGUAUGUCACUGCAAGCCUGGAUUCAGCGGGCAAUUCUGCGAAAAGGAUGGUGAUGAUAAGGGUGAACGACUAGUAUUCUCAUCAACUAAUGGAGGAUUGCUUAAUGAAUAUUUGAAGAAGUCUGCUGUUACGCAAACUACAACUGCGGUACCAACGUCGGUAACAACUGAUGCAACAGAGGGAACUACUAGCUCAAAACCGCUUGAAGCUGUGUCUCCAUUCAAGGCCAUCAAUCUAGCUUUGGACAGUCAAGUGGCUGAUCGAUCAAUGAUUAUUCUUAUCACUGAGAGAGAUGUUACAAACAUUGAAAAAUCGACAAUUAAUCGACUUGCUGAGCGAAGAGCAGAGAUUCGCGUUUUUGCGAAAAAUUCAACACCGAACAUUAUCAAUUUGGCACUUGUAGGAAACGGAAUUCCAAUUAUUGGCAAUGUUUCUGAUACUGUCAAUAUGAAAGACACUUCGGACACUUGCUUAUUCAAAUACUUUGUUGUUCUUCCAAAAUGCGAAGAAGAUGUUUCGGCUUAUCAAAUUCAACUUAUAUUCGAUGAUGAUUCAAGGUUGCAGAAACAAAUUGUUUUAACUUGCCAUAAUAGUACAGCCAUUUUAACGACUCAAGUAUCCGAGGUGUCGACUACAUCAACUUCGGGUACAUUUUCGACAUCUGCGGCACCGGGGAUCACGACUACUCAAAAGCUUGUUCAAACAACAACUCCUGUACAAAGUUCGACUACUCCAAAUGUUAUCACAACAUCUAAGCCACCGCAAGUCCGAGCAGUCGCUUUCAUUAUUGACGUAAUUGGAAGCAGCGAUUACGCUUUCAAUGCUUCUAUUAACACCAUUCAUGAAUACGUGAAAGCGUUUGACUUUGAGCACUAUGUUUUCUUGAUUGAUAAUUUCAACAGCUCAUUUUUGCAACUGGGCUAUAGGAAAUACGCAAGUCUGAAUGAAUUGAAACGUGGAACAGACUUGUUCUAUAAAAUCCGCAUCAUUCAUCAAGAAAAGACUGGAGUUACAAAUACACUUGCCAAUAUUCUUGAAAAGUAUGAGGAACAAAACAACACAUUAUCGCAAGCCGUCAGUAACAAUAUUUUCUACCUUACGCAAAUUGGCUUAACCCAAUCAGAUAAUCCCAAAGAUAUCGUUACACAAUUAAGAUCAUUUGACAUCAGUUCGACAGUCUACCUUAAAAUUGGCAAAACUGAAAACGUCAGUAUUUCUGACUCUUUAAAACCGCUGAGUACCAAAAUUACUUCUAUUAAUAAUUGGUACGAUGCACUUUCGAACUUGGCAGCAAAUACAGCUAAUAGUAAUGUGAAAUUACCUGAUAAACCUUUCCUCUCAUGUGCCUAUGGAUUACAAUCUAAUGUUAUUGCUGGAAUCGACAACUCAAAUACUCUUGGACCUGAUAACAAGACAAAGAUUGAAAAUAUCAUAAGAGGUAUGGCAAAUGGAUUCAAUAUAAUUUUCGAUCUUGAUAAUAUUUGUUCUUCGCCAAUACGUGAAUAUUACAAAGAGCGUUCUGCAUUUUCAAACUUCAUUUUUUAUGACAAAUACAUCUAUGAUGUACAGUUCUGCCCUUCAAACUUUGAUCUUCAACUUACUGAAUUCCGUUAUAAAACAUCAAAAACUGCAGUUCCAGCAUACAGCGAUAAUCAAUUCAUUGUGUUUAAUAACAAUUUGAUGGGCGACUGCAGUUGUGCCAGAUCGAACGACAACACCACGUUGAAAUUUGCGGUUUGGUUCCCGCAAUCAGCAGGUCUGAGUAAAGGAGCAGACAAUUUUAAACACAACUAUAUUCAUUUUGUCAUUCCUGGAUAUGAAAUCAAAAAAAAUGACAGUGAUCUAUACUAUAAAAUUUUGGAUUUCAACAACGAUAAAACAACCGUUCUUGAUAAGGAUGACUAUAUAAUUGAUAUCUCACAAUCGGAGAACGAUAUAAUCCAAGAAUUAUGGACGAAAUUCUGCCGAAUCGGCAAUAUUAUUGAUGGAAGUUCGACGGCAGCCCCACCACCGAAAACUUAA